Messenger RNA from Saprolegnia parasitica CBS 223.65, 2164 nucleotides. RefSeq lists its product as hypothetical. The transcript has 9 exons. Gene Ontology annotation, molecular function: protein binding. The coding region runs from base 1 to 2103 and encodes 700 amino acids. Lineage: Eukaryota; Oomycota; Saprolegniomycetes; Saprolegniales; Saprolegniaceae. The record is from RefSeq and is a predicted model, not a curated record.
AUGCUUCGCGUGUCUGUGGCCGCGCUCGCGAAGGCCACGACGGCCCGCGCCCUGGGCUACCAGCCGCUGCACACUCUGCCACUGCGCGCACUCUCGACUGCUGUCCCUGUGCACGGCCACCGCAAGAAGAAGCGCAAGGGCAAGAAGCCAUCUGCGACGUCGACCGAUGGCAUUGCCGACGCCACGCUUGUCGAAGGCUCGGACGUGGCAGCGGCAGCAGUCGUCGAUACCAAGGCCACCAAGAAGAUCUCGCCGUUGGUCGAAGAAGCGACCAAGACGAUUAGCCUCCUCGAAAACAUUGCCGCGCUGCAAAAGUCGCUGCCGGCGCCCGUGCACAUCACGGCCAUGCUCAAGCAGACGAGCGACGACCACGAAGACUCGUUCUUCAAGCUCUUUGACUUGUACCGCAAGCACGGCAACCCGACGAUCGACGCGUCCUUUCUCGUGCCGGGUAUCGCCAAGUGCUGCGAGGUCGGCGACUCGGCGCAGGCCGUCGCGAUCGCGCGCGACAUGGUGCACAACGGCCGCGCCAUCGACCGCGAGACGCUGCUCCUGAUAUUAAAGACCGCCGAGCGCAACGGCGCCGCCAUUGACGCCAUCGGCGUCCUCAACCUGCUCUUGCACGAAGAUUUCGAGGUCACAACCUCGGACUACGAGCGCAUUCUCGCGAUCUGCCACACUGCGCACUUUGAAGACGGCGCGCUGCAGGUCUUGCAGGCGCUGCGCACACUCAAGUUUGUGCCGCCAGAGACGUACCUGCACUGGCUCUCGCGCGCAGCCAUGGUGUGGCGCGCCGACAUCUUUCUCGCGCUCCUCACGGAAAUGCGACUCGCCGGCAUUGAGCCACGCAUCCCGUCGCUCACGUCGCUCGAGGUGGGCCGCAAGGACCCGGCGCUGACCGUCAUGGAAGGCGUCCGCGCCGUCGGCCUCGACCCGUGCUUUGCCAUGUCGGUCGUCUACGAGUCGAUCCACCUCGCGAUUCGCGGCGAGCGCCGUGAGACAGGCGUCUCCAAGCGCCUCCGUGACGCGGCCAUGGACAAGUUUGGGGACAUGCGUGUGCACAAGCUGAAUUGGGACGUGCAGCCGAUUCCGCAACUGCUCGAGACGCAGGCCGCGGGUCUGCUCCUCAAGCAGGAGACGUUCCGCCGACUCAAGUACCACCAAGUGACGCGCGUCGAGUCGUAUUUGCGCAUGCUGCCCAUCACGACCAACGUGACGCUCAACUUGCGCAAGCAGCUGCUGCGCAUGUCGCUGCUCGUCAACACGCACCGCGUGAAGCGCAACAAGCACAAGAUCCUCGCCGAGUACGACGCGGGCAAGAGUUUGAUCGACUUGAGCAACUCGCACAAUUACCCGCCCGUGUCGCUCCUCCGCAUCAUCCUUGAAGCCCGCGGCUUCUCGCCCAAGGCCAUCCGGAAAGCGCUGGCGACGCCGGCGAGCUUGCGGUACCGCGACCAGCAAGAGCUCAACAAGGCGACGCACUAUGACAGCAUCCACCGCAGCGACCCGUUCUUGGGCCAACCAGCGUACAGCGCCGACUCGCUCGAGACGACGCUGACGCAUUUCUUCAAGUCGCAAGGCAUCCGCGUCAAGACGCAGGACGAUCUCUGGGUCGAGCAAGAAAAGAUUUACGGCCGGCCCGUGAUCUCGCCCGACAUUUUGCUGUUGGACCCGGUCGUCAUCAACGGUGUGCCCGUGCGCUGGAUCGACGCCAAGAACUAUUAUGGCGCCCACAUUGUCAACAAGCGUCUUAUCGCCAAGCAGCUGGCGUCGUACGUCAAGGAGUGGGGCCCGGGUGCCGUCGUCUUUGGCAUGGGCUUCUCCGAUAUGAUGUCGAUUCCGGGCGUCGUCUGCCUCGACAUGACGCCCGUCCCAACGACCAAGUACGGCUCGUUCAAGAUGGUCGCCAAGUCGUAUGCGUACUCGUUCUUGAAUUUCUUCCGCUGGGCGCCGCACCUCGGCAGCGAGCUCACCCAAGAGUACGCGCACGCGAACGAGAUGGAAAUGGCCAAGCAGGAUACGACGACCAAGCAGGUCGAGAACAGCAAGCAGCCACUGUCCGAGGCCAAGCCCGACGACGCCGCCAAGGCCAAGAAGGCAUAGAUAACCACGCACAGCUAAUAGAUGACGACGAUACCCACACAUUCACAACGUCAACGUGCAC